CCCGCGGUCUGCAGGGUUUCUCAACUCUGCCGCCUUCUUCCCCGGGCUCUUCCUUGCUCUCCUCCCACGCCCUCCCCCUUUGCCCGCCGCCUGGAAUGAAGAUGGUGGCGAGCGUCCGGGUGCAGAAGCUGGUUCGCCGGUACAAGCUGGCGAUCGCCACGGCGCUGGCCAUCCUGCUCAUCCAGGGCCUGGUGGUGUGGAGUUUCAGCAGCCUGGAGGAGGACGAUCAGGGAGAGAUUCAGCAAAGAAAGCCCCAGCUUCUUGAAAACAGUGAUGGGUCAAAGGAUUCAGAUAGUUCUGCAGGCCGGCGAGGCAGCUUGAACAGGAAGCACGAAAGGUGGAAGAAUCGUCUGGAUAAUCCUGGCGUGCUGGUUGCUAAAGUGGUGAGGGCGGUCACAGUGAAGCAGGAACUGAGCCUCCAGCUGCCAGUCUACUUGGAUGUGUCCAGUCGAAGGAACCAGACACAGCUUAGAAGGGAUGCCCAACUGGCCAUGUUCCAGCACGGAGACACCGGCAGUGUGGAAGGGGCCCCGCAGCCUACGGACAACAACUUCACUCCCAAGUGUGAAAUCACAGGCAAAGAUGCGCUGUCUGCAUUAGCCAGAGCUAGCAGUAAGCAGUGUCAGCAGGAGAUCGCCAAUGUGGUGUGCCUGCACCAAGCUGGAAACCUGAUGCCACGGUCAGUACCCCGGCAGUGCCAGCUCUCAGGGAAGGUUAGUCCUGUGAUCCAAUGGGAUGAGAGCAAAAUGGUCCGGGCCUCCAUGGACAAGCCAAUUCGAAUUGCAUACAUGCUUGUGGUUCAUGGGAGAGCCAUUCGCCAGCUGAAGCGCCUCAUAAAGGCUGUGUAUCACCAGCAGCAUUUCUUCUACAUACAUGUGGACAAGCGUUCUACGUACCUGCACCGUGAAGUGAUGGAGCUGGCCCAGCAUUAUCCUAACAUCCUGGUUACUCCCUGGCGCAUGGUCACGAUCUGGGGUGGGGCCAGCUUGCUGAAGAUGUACCUGCGCAGCAUGAAGGACCUGCUGGAGGUGACAGACUGGGCCUGGGACUAUUUCAUCAAUUUGAGUGCCACCGACUACCCUACCAGGACCAAUGAGGAGCUGGUGACAUUUCUAACAAAAUAUCGGGACAAGAAUUUUUUGAAGUCUCAUGGACGAGAUAAUGCUAGGUUCAUCAAGAAGCAGGGCCUAGACAGACUUUUCCAUGAAUGCGACUCGCAUAUGUGGCGACUGGGUGAACGGCAGAUCCCAGAGGGUAUCGUAGUAGAUGGUGGCUCAGAUUGGUUUGCCCUAACACGCAGUUUUGUGGAAUAUGUGGUGUACACCAGCGAUCAAUUGGUCUCUCAGCUGCAACAGUUCUACACAUACACACUUCUCCCAGCAGAGUCCUUUUUCCACACUGUCUUGGAGAACAGCCGUGCCUGUGAUACCUUGGUAGACAACAACCUCCGGGUGACAAACUGGAACCGCAAGCUGGGCUGCAAGUGCCAAUAUAAGCACAUUGUUGAUUGGUGCGGAUGUUCCCCAAAUGACUUCAAACCACAGGAUUUCUUGAGACUGCAGCAACUCUCCAGACCUACAUUUUUUGCCAGGAAGUUUGAGUCAACCAUCAACCAGGAGGUGCUGGAAAUCUUGGACACUCAUCUCUAUGGUAACUACCCAGCUAACACGCCAGCCCUCAAGGCCUAUUGGGAGAGUGUCUAUGACCAUGUGGAUGGGCUGAGUGGGUUCAGCGACGUCAUCCUGACUGUGUACACAUCCUUCUCCAGGCUGGGGCUACAGAAAAUGAUCUCUGCAACAAUCCAGAAAAAAGACAGGCCAUGCAGGUUUGAGCCACAGGGUUUUCCAUCCAGUGUCCACUUGUAUUUUUAUGAUGACCAUUUCCAGGGCUACUUGGUGACUCAGGAAGUUCAGAAUUCUGCAACUCAACAGAUGGAGUCUCUAGAAAUAUGGAUGAUGCCCCGUGGGACUCUCAAAUUAGCAGCUAGUGGCAAGUCAGCCAACCGUUUGCAGAAUCUUGAGGUAGGUACUGAGUGGGACCCCAAAGAAAGGAUCUUCCGCAAUUUUGGUGGCCUGAUUGGGCCCUUCGACGAACCAGUGGCCAUGCAGAAAUGGGCACGGGGACCCAACCUCACGGCCACCAUCGUUUGGAUUGAUCCCACCUACAUCAUCGCCACGUCCUAUGAUAUCACAGUAGAUGCAGAUGCAGAGUACACACAAUACAAACCACCUCUCAGUCGGCCCCUUCGCCCAGGUGCUUGGACCAUCCGCCUUUUCCAUUUCUGGGAGCCCUUGGGAGAGAGCCAGUUCCUAGUGGUCCCCCAGACCUUCAAUCACAAGCAGCCUCUCCGGAAAGUUUCUUCCUCUGUGUUCAUUGUGGCCAUUUUGGUGCUGCUGCUCCUUUUGUACCACCGGGACCCUCUGUGCUGCCAAUUUCUGUGCUCUUGCCGACUCUUCCAGAGCCCUAGUCAAUAUGAAUGUCCUCCUUCUUACUUCAAUAGCAACCAGCGACUGGUAGGAUCCCAGUCUGGAGCACAGCGAAUGGAGACAGGUGCUGCUGAAAACCAUAGUGUCCAGGGGGAUGAAUUGUUUUGUGUUGGAAGCCCCGGUAGCUAUCAGCUUCCCCAGUGGGAGCAGCCUCACCUACCAAGCUAUGAGAGUGUACGAAAAAAGGAUCGGCAACGGGAGAUCCACCAGAUGAUUGCUGAUAGAUUUGGAUUAUGGGCAGAAGUCUCUCCAGAGUCACCACCCCCUUAUGAACAGGCCUUGAGGUAUCCUGCCACGUUGUCAAGAACCGGAGUCGGCUCAGAGUUAUCAACCAGGCAGAGCUUGCCAGACAUGUUGCAAGCUUCUCCCACUUACCAGACUCAGAGGACCACUUCGGUGUAGGCUGGGAAUGAGUCCUCCACUCUCCACGGCACAGACUGGGCAAUGCUUUCGUUUCUGCAGGGCAAUCGGCCAAACCUUGAUGCUGAGGAAAUGGAAUGAAACUCUCCGGCAUUGUUGCAAAGCAAGCCAUCCCCCCACCCACCCACCUUACAAUUACAGCUUUGGGACUGCUGUCUUGAACUAAUUCUUGAAGACAGAAAUGUACUCAUCGCAAUGGAACAAAUUGCUCUAGGGAACAAAGCCACUGAACCUUCCCUCGUUGUUUUUUUAAAGAGACAGAGAAAGGCUUCUCGUUCAAAGACCACCUUCAGAGAAUGUACAGCAGCUCUUCCCCCAUUUUUUAAAAAAAAUACCUCUGUUAGAGCUGCCAAACUUUCAAGAUAUUUACCUGAACAUUUUCUUCUUUUAGCUGUCAUAGAACUAUAUCCACAGGACACAAUUCAAGGCUUUAAGUGACACGAUGAAUGUAUUUUACCCUCUGGCUAUUUUCAUCAAUCUACACCAGAGAAUGAACUCUUUGGACAAAUUCUGGUGGGAUUUGUUUUUCUCCUUCUGAAGAAGGGUGGGAGCCAUUUUGCAAAUCCGGACACAUUCAGAGAUUAAGCAGAAGACAUGCCUGGCAUUUAUGCCUCAUGUUUCCCCAGUUGAAAUACAAAUAGCCUGUUUUGUAGCCAAGCCAUAACUGAUUAAAGGGUUACCUGUCAAAAUGUAGAAAUCUCCCUGGAAGGGAAGCUUUAGCUAUUUUCAUGUAUACCGGAAUUGUUUAUUUUACUUGUCAAGCUGGAGCUCAGACAAUCGUGAUAAGCUUAAAUCUGUUGUUUGUUGGGGACAGAUUUUUGUUUGUUUCUGUUUGAUCAAUAAUCACUCCAAAUGUUCCUAAUGCCAUCAAUGAAAAUUAAUCUAAUUGGAAAAUGCUUGGGAUUUCUUCUACAGUCUAACAUGUAAGCUACCAGAAUGAAGUUACUUAUUUACUCUUUCCUGUCUGUGAGAUUGAAAAGAACAGAUGUGAGUUCAGGUAUAUUUGUAUUCAGGUUUUAUUUUAAGGACAGUUGAUGUAACACUUGAUAUGGCUAACACAUAAAGAGGUAGCUUUAGUAAAUUUUUGUUUCUGUGCUCCUAACACACACACACACCCAACAGUGUACUUGUACUACUGUAUUUCACAUUUAAAGGCAAGCAGGCUUUUCUUUAACAGCUUGGUUCAUACAUUACCUGAAACCUUUGUUUUACCCAUGGUUUGUUGGAACAGGGCCAUGACCCAAUUAGCCAAAACCAAAGAAAUCACACUGCGGCUUAGCAUGCUGUAUUUAUACAGCUAAUUACUGUCUUGAGUUCCAUAGCCUCUUGAAUGAUUUACUUGAACUUUAGUUAGAACUACAGCUACGUAUCUGUAGGUAAAAAACAGAAGGAAAUGAUGGCGAUUAGGGAGUGGACAUUGCUAGCACCAAUGGGCCUCCAGUUUGCUGGCUUCACGCACUGCAUAAAGCUAUAAAAGAGCUUCAACUCAGAUUGGAACAUGAAGCCAGUCACCAUGAUCUAUUGAAUAAUCACAUUUUGGCUUGUUGGGAUAUGUGAAGUCAGCCAGACUUAUUUUUACGUCAGAUCUUGAGAGAGAAGCAAAUCUGCUAAAACAACUCACCUCAUCUAGUGUUAGCCGUGGCAUUCAUUGACUGAGUUCUCAGAACACUGUCAAAAUGCGGCUUGUUUGCUUUGGGAUCAGUGGGACUUGUGAAUCUGAUGAUUGUGCAUUUGUCAAUGAAACAUGAAAAGAAAAAUGUGCCUGUAAUGCAUAUGAAAGCUAGCACUAUUGCAUUUCAUAUUUUAACUAUGUACAGUACAGGCUGAUUAGACCGACUAUUUUCCCAGUGAAGACAAGCCCUAAAUUUACAAUAUAUAUUUUUUUCAAUCCAAAAAGCAGGGGCCAACAAAGUAUGAGUCUGGCCGAAUAGUGUGAUUUGGAAAGAAAUGGGCACCCUUGCACUCUUCAGAUGUUUAAACUCUUAACUUCUUAGGCCCCAGCAAAUGUGGCUAACGGUCAAGGUCAAGGAAGGUUGUCACCUAUGCACUAGAACUGUAUGUGGCUACCUGAAGGCACAGGCAUUAAAGUUUUCAGAUUUCACGGGUGAAAGCAAGCUGAAACAAAGACCUUGCCAUGGAAUUUCAUCCCAUCCCUUCUCUAAUUUUGAUUGUCUACUUUAUGCUAUGCUGUGGGCCGUUUCCCAGGUCACCUGUUUCAGUUGGUCACAGUGACAAAUAUAUCUAAGGUCUGGAAUUGCAAUGUCGUAUAUUUAGGACAUGAUUUUUUUUUAAUAGUGGCAAGACAGUCACUACUGUAAAAUAAUUUCAAAGUAAUGAGUCUUAACAGAAAAAUUAUCUAGAGACCAGGUUCCACCCAGGUACCAUAAGCCAAAUUUGCAAUUAGUCUAAACAAUCAAGUAAUCUUGCUUCCUCCUUUUGUUACAAUAAAGUUUGAAUUAUGUAUUGUUA
Messenger RNA from Crotalus tigris (Tiger rattlesnake), 5375 nucleotides. It is a transcript of the gene XYLT2, whose product is annotated as xylosyltransferase 2. Gene Ontology annotation, cellular component: membrane. Gene Ontology annotation, biological process: chondroitin sulfate proteoglycan biosynthetic process; heparan sulfate proteoglycan biosynthetic process. Gene Ontology annotation, molecular function: protein xylosyltransferase activity. Lineage: Eukaryota; Metazoa; Chordata; Lepidosauria; Squamata; Viperidae. Bases 96 to 2888 code for a protein of 930 amino acids. The transcript has 14 exons. The record is from RefSeq and is a predicted model, not a curated record.